Amphibalanus amphitrite is the source of this 1471-nucleotide messenger RNA. RefSeq lists its product as uncharacterized. Gene Ontology annotation, molecular function: zinc ion binding. The transcript has 5 exons. The coding region runs from base 113 to 1471 and encodes 452 amino acids. NCBI's taxonomy places the organism in Eukaryota, Metazoa, Arthropoda, Thecostraca, Balanomorpha, Balanidae. The record is from RefSeq and is a predicted model, not a curated record.
CGAUUUCUACCGCGUCGCAGCGGACCGCGCCCACUGUCCUGAUGUUGGCUACUGUCACCGGUUGUACCGGACAGAAUUCAAGAAAGUCUAUGGCGAGCUGUCCGGAGAGAAAAUGCUGGACGGCCUUCGCUGCCUCGGAGAGCAGUACGACGGAACAUCGGGCGGUCGUGCUGCUCUGGAGGUGGACGACCACAACGUGGUGGUGGCUAUCGUCACGCCGCUGAUGCGCCGAGUCUCGCAGCUGUGGCCUCGAGCCGCAGUAAUGUGGUUCGUCGACUCGUCCGGCAACAUGGACCGUAGCGACAGUCGCCUCUUUCUCCUCCUGACUCACAGCCCGGUCGGCGCUCUCCCCGUGGGGGCCAUCGUCACGUCAUCAGAGUCGACCAGCGUCCUAACGGCAGGGCUCCAGCUGCUGUUGACCCUGAUGGAUGAGCAGAGCUUCGGAGGUCGAGGAGCACGUGGCCCGGUGGUGGCCAUGACGGACGACUGCGCUGCCCUCAGAGCCGCACUGAGGAAUGUUUUCCCCGAGUGUCGGCUACUGCUCUGCUCAUUUCACAUCACCUCCAGGCUGCCUGGCGGUGGCUGUGUGGGAAGCAGAGCGGUGUCGCCGCUGACCAGCGACAGGAGGCGUUGCAACGUGUCCGUGCCCUCCUCCGAGCCACCACUGAGCACGACCUCAGCCAGCGUUGGGACUUGGGAGGAGCUGCUCGCCUUCACACGGAGGAAGAAGCUCGGACACUUCGAAAAGUACAUGGAAGAGCGCUGGAUCCGUCGUUACGAGUGGGCCAUGUGUUUCCGCUCGGACCUGAUGGUCAGAGGGAACCACACCAACAAUCUGACGGAGGCGGCCUUCCGCGUGAUCAAGGACAAGAUCCUGAGGUGGCUCAAGGUCUACAACACCACCCAGCUGGUCGACAUCGUGAUGAUCCGACUCGAAAAUGAGUAUUCGCGCAAAAUCCCGGACGCUGCAAACGGGAGAACGCCGGCCUCGGCACGCAAGCGCUUCUGCCCGUCGGCAGAUGGCAUCGACAAGGCGUUUGUGGAGCAGGUGGGACCGUCCACGUACCAGGUGUCCAGCUUCACCAAGUCCGGUGUCUCGUACACCGUUGACACGGAUCUGGAGCUGUGCACGUGUCGUGUGGGAGCCACUGGAGCGCCGUGCAAGCACCAGGCAGCUGUUCUGCAAAAGGAGCCUGCCAUGGCUGAUGCGGCACUAAACUUCCUGCCCACCCUCAGCGAGAAACAGCGUCACCUGUACUUCCAAAUCGCCACCGGUCUUACAGCACCCGGCGGGUUUUUGGCCUCAAUGAGGCAAGAUCCGUGGGAAUCGAGCAGCACGAGCCAGCCAAGCACUACCCGAAGUGACGCAUCUGGUGAUCAGCAACCUGACCCGGCGAGUGAGGAGAAGGCGGGCACCAACCUGGGCGACGGGACAGCUGACCUGAUCGCUCGGUGCCAGGCUCUGUCGUGA